This is a messenger RNA of Nycticebus coucang (slow loris), 4061 nucleotides long. It is a transcript of the gene KLRK1, whose product is annotated as killer cell lectin like receptor K1. The coding region runs from base 184 to 834 and encodes 216 amino acids. Lineage: Eukaryota; Metazoa; Chordata; Mammalia; Primates; Lorisidae. The transcript has 8 exons. Gene Ontology annotation, biological process: positive regulation of natural killer cell mediated cytotoxicity. The record is from RefSeq and is a predicted model, not a curated record. Gene Ontology annotation, cellular component: external side of plasma membrane. Gene Ontology annotation, molecular function: signaling receptor activity.
CUGAGAACCUGUAAUUUCACUUCUAAGUUAGCAGCUCAGGACAUGUCUACAUUUUCUAGAUUAAUAGAAGGUUUUCUAUCCACAAGAAUCAAGAUCUUUCUUCUCUGAUCAGAUAUUUUCUCACUGGAAGUAAAGAAAAUAGAAAAAAAAAUUAAUGCCCGGUUGUACAGUCAUAAUUAUACAAUGGGGCUGGUUCGUGAUCGAAAGGCUCAUCAUGGCUUGGAAAUAGAUGAAGUGUAUAGUUACAGCUUGAAAACAGCAAAGAACGAUACUUCUACACAAUGGCAAAAGCGAAGGUUUGCACCAAUCACAAGCAAAUCUAGAGAAAACUCAUCUCCAUUUCGUCUCUGCCGGGCUGUUGCUGUGGCUAUGGGAAUCCGUUUUAUAUUUAUGGUAACAAUAUGGAGUGCCAUAUUCAUAAAUUCAUUAUUCGACCAAGGAGUUCCAACAUCUUUAAAUGAAAGUUACUGUGGCCCCUGUCCUAAAGCCUGGAUAUGUUAUAGAAAUAACUGCUACCAAUUCUUUAGUGAGAACAAAAACUGGUCUGAGAGCCAAGCUUCUUGUAUGUCUCAAAAUUCCAGCCUUCUGAAGAUAUACAGCAGAGUGGACCAGGAUUUCCUUAAACUUGUGAAGUCAUAUCAUUGGAUGGGACUUACACAAAUUCCAACAAAUGGAUCCUGGCAAUGGGAAGAUGGCACAAUUCUCUCACCUAACCUACUAACAAUGAUCCAGAUGCAAAAGGGAGCUUGUGCAGUCUAUGGCUCAAGCUUUAAAGCCUAUACUGAAAACUGUUCAUCACCAAACACAUACAUCUGUAUGCGGAGGACUGUGUAAUGACCUAAUCGACCAUUUCAACAAAAGUCAGAAAAAUAGAAAGGAUUAUACCAGCAGAACACUGCCACCUGGAACUAAAGAAAACAGAAAAAAGCAGGACAAAAUGAACAAAAGACUGUCAGAUUUCUUAGAACCCACAGGACCAGACCACAGAGCAAUUCAGUUGUGAACAUUCUCUAAGACAAGGGAAGAAGGACCCUGAAGGCAAUUCAGAGAUCUUCGAGGCUGCUACUCUUACCAGGGCUUAGAGAAUGGGGAUAGUCUAAUUCAAAGGGUGAGACCAAAACCCUUGGGAGCCGUGAGGGAAGAGUGGCUCAUCAGAUCCCUGGGGCCCAACCUCCACCUCCAUAGCAAACUACUGUAUGAGUAAGACCCCAGCAGAGAGCCACACAGUGUGGGCAGUGCCUUCCCCAAGUGUGAGAGUGGUAUUGCAGCCCCAGUGGGUACAGGAGGUGGGAACUCAACCGCUACUGGAUGAAGAGGUGAGAAUGCUGCCCCAGUGGGUUUGGAGAGGAGAGUGCAAAACCAACGAGAAUUGUUCUAGAACCUUAGGAUAUUUUGGAGUUUGCCUUGUUGGGUCUUGGACUUGCUUGGGACCAUUUACCUUUCCUUUUCCCCUAUUUCCUUCUGUCUUUGGGCAUGGAUUGUGUAUCCUAUACCUGUCCCAUCAUUGUAUUUUGGAAGCACAAGAUGUGUCAGGUUUCACACGUACACAUUAGAAAGUUUCUUUUACAUAUGGUUUGAUGAUAUUUAGAUGAGAUUUUGGACUUUUGACUUUAGAGUUGGUGCUGGAAGAAGUUAAGACUUUGGGAGUUGUCGAGAUGGAAUAAACGUUUUCUAUGUGCAGGAAGGACAUAAAUUUUGCCAGGGAAAGAAUGUUAUGGAUUGAAUGUUUGUGCUUCUUCAAAAUUCAGAUUUUAAGUCCAAACUCCCAAUAUUAUGGUAUUAUAAGGGGGGCUUUGGGAAGUAAUUUAGGUGUGAAAGUUGAUCACAAGAAUUCUGUCAUUUUUGUUAUACCCAAAGUUGAGUAGUAUACAAAAACCACAGGAGGCUUCUCCCUGUGCCUUCUGAUGGUUCACUGAAGAAUAAACUCACAAAAGGCUGACUAACUGGGAAAAAGGCACACAAAUUUAUUUAAUCUGAUUAAUAAAUUAUUUAAUCUGAUUAAAAAUAUUUAUUUUAAAUAUUAAAUAACAAAGUAUUUAAUCUGAUUAAAAAUAAUCAAAUUUGCUCCUUACUCUAAAAAUAUAUAGAAUGAUUUCUACAUUAUUCUACCACUCUCACAAAUAUUUUCUAACUUAUGUUUAACUUGGACUUCAACAAAGGUCAUGAGUAUGUGUAUUCCUCAUGAAUGAAAUUAGUGUCCUUGUAGAAGAGACCCCAUAAACCUCUCUAACCUUCUUUCUGUCACAUAAGGAUACACAGAGAAUUCAAGUCUGCAACCCAGAAGAGGGUCUUUUUCAGAACCCAACAAUGCUGGCAUCCUGUUCUUGGACUUUCUCGGCUUCCAGAACUGAGAAGAAUAAAUUUCUCUUGUUUAUAACCUAUCCAAUCAAUGGUACUUUUUUAUACUAAGCCAAAACUAAUGGCUUAUAGAAGAAUUGAAGAUUUGAAUGCUGUUUUAGUAUGUUUUUUGCUGCUAUAACAAAAUAUCACAGAUGAGGGAAUUACAAUAAGCAGAAAUUUCUUAACUUUCUGAAGUUCUGGAGGCUUGGAAAUCUAAUACCAAUGUGCUGCCAUUUGAUGACAUUCUUACUGUAUCAUCCUAUGGUCAAAGGUAAGAUAGGAGAGAGAAAACCCAUACCCAAAAGCCCCUUUUUAAAGGUACUAAACACACCCACAAAGGAAAAACUUCCUUGGCCUAAUUAUCUCUUCCCCAAAUCAUUACAUUAACAAUUACAUUUCAACCUGAGUUUUUAAGGGACACAUUCAAACCAUAGCAAAGAUUUUCAAAUAUCCAGUAUUAUCACCCUAAAACACAUAACCACUAAAAAUGCCUCCAGGUUCCUUCUCCCCAACUGUAGGUUCUCUGCCUUGGGCAAGCUCCAAUCCAUGAAAACCAAUAACAAGAACAGUGGCAGUUUCCUGAUUUGCUCCUUAUUCUAAAAUUAAAGUCAUUUGUUUAUAAUUUCAUAGAUUUCUGAUGCCAUAAAAAUGCAUUUUUAAAGCUUAUAAAAAAAUUCUUUUUCUGUUUUGAUUUUUCCUUACCAUAUUUUAUCUGGAAACAGAAAUGUUCUCUGUUACAUUCCUGCUUCAUUUUACAAAUAUUCCCCUGUAUCUCACUGAGGAUUUUUUUAUAAUGCUUAUUUUAAUUUUGUUAAAUAUGAAUUACUGAUUAUAUAAAAUAGAAAUUUAAAUUUGCUAUUUUUUUGUUUUUUUCUCCUUGGAUAUCUAGUAAUUUUGUAAUUAUUAUUUUUUAUUAAAUCAUAACUUUGUACAUUGAUGCAUUUAUGAGGUUCAGUGUACUGCUUUGAUAUACAAUGUGAGAUGCUCACAUUAAACUAAGUAACACAUCCCUCGUAAUUAUACUCAUGUCUUAAUAGUUUUGAAAUGUACCACUGCAUUAUGCACAUUAGGUGAGGUCUCUCCAAAGACCCUCCCUCCUCCCAAGUCCUCCCUUCCUUCCUCCCUCUCUCCUCUUCCCUUCUACUUUCUGGACUAUAGUUAUGUUUUGCCAUUCACAAGAAUGUGAUAUUUAGUAAUUUUUGUCUGUGGCCUGACAUCAUUUGGCACUUUCAGCAACUCUGUUUGUAAUUAAUGUACAGGGAACUGGCGGGAUGCCUUCUUUUUAUGUUAGUUUGGAUGAAUUUAAGUAAACAUCUUUCUCAUAGUUUUCAAAUAUUUCUGUUUUCUAUUUUCUUUUUGUCUUUUCCAGUAUUGUAUAUCAGACCAUUUUUCUCUUUCAGAUUUGGGAGGCAGCCACCUGACCUUUGUUUCACCAUAGGGCCUUUUCAUGUGCUGCUUAUUUGUAUUUCUCUCUUGGAAACAUUCUAAUUUCUUGGAUCCUGUCCCUAUUUUGUUGAUAAAAUUAUUUGCUUAUUAGAUUUCCCCAUAAAUAUUAGUACAUUGGGGAAGUCUUAAGUUUAGAUCAUGUUUUUUGUCGUUAAUUGUAUGGUAACCAUCUUGCCAUUCUUUGGGAGAAAAUUUAUUUGUAAUUGUGUAUGUAUUAAUGUGAUUAUUUUAUUAAUAUCUAUAUCCCCCUCUAGUUUGUAAGCUCCAUGAAAGCA